Molecule: messenger RNA, 1590 nt
Organism: Fusarium graminearum PH-1
Lineage: Eukaryota; Fungi; Ascomycota; Sordariomycetes; Hypocreales; Nectriaceae
Exons: 4
Coding region: 424-1332 (302 amino acids)
Biological process (GO): Golgi organization
Cellular component (GO): membrane; endoplasmic reticulum; endoplasmic reticulum-Golgi intermediate compartment
Source: RefSeq, a predicted model, not a curated record
CUUUUCUUUACUCGUCUGAGGUCAUCGUCUCCAAUUGAAUCACAAAGGACAGCUCGCCUCGACGCCUCGUUCUUGUCUGUCUCUCCUUGCCCUCUUUAUCUUAUCCUCGUUCUUUUUUUACUCCUCCUCUUAUCUUGUCUAGGUCGUUUGUAGAGCUUCUCAAUCACCGUUUGCUACCACCUAUCGUCUUUUGGUCGAGUCCAAUCAAACAAACGCCCUCUCGUUUCGGUUCAAACUCCCGAAAGCUUCACCAAACAGCUCGCCUGUUUGACGUCUCUACUCUUUUCUCAUCCUCCUCACGACAGCCACUCAUCGGCGACGUCUUCUCCUCAACAUUGUCGUGCUUUCUCAUCUUCAUCAUCUAGUCAGCAGGUCUGCACGUGAAACAAGCUUCCUUCGAAACCGAACCUCAGCGCUACAGCAAUGUCCAACCGAUUCAACUCUGGCUACGGCCUCGGUGGCCCCGCGCCCUACGGCGGAUCCCAGGCUGCUGAACCUCAGCAGGGUGAGGGCUUUCUCGAGCAAAUUCGACCCUAUACCAGCAAGAUUGAGGAUGCGCUCGACACCAUCAGCGAGCCUGUGAAGCCCUAUCUCCCUGCCAUUGGCCGUUUCCUGAUCGUUGUUACCUUCUUUGAAGACGCUCUCCGUAUCGUCACUCAAUGGUCCGAUCAGCUUCUUUACCUGAAGGACUACCGCCACAUUCCUUCCGGUAUCACCCACCUGUUCCUCCUUGUCAACAUCAUUGCCAUGUUCUCUUGCUCCACUCUGGUCAUCAUCCGAAAGCACUCCGACUACGCCGUCGCCGGUCUCAUGGGCGUUGUCGUCACUCAGGCUCUUGGCUACGGUCUCAUCUUCGAUCUCAACUUCUUCCUCCGAAACCUGUCUGUCAUCGGUGGCCUGGUCAUGGUCCUGUCUGAUUCGUGGGUUCGCAAGACUCAGGUCUUUGCAGGUCUUCCCCAGAUCGACGAGAAGGAUCGCAAGAUGUACUUCCAGCUGGCUGGCCGUGUCCUCCUGAUCUUCCUCUUCAUCGGAUUUGUCUUCAGUGGCGAGUGGUCGCUCUGGCGCGUCAUUGUCUCGUCUCUUGGCGGCAUCUCCUGCGUCAUGGUUGUCGUUGGAUUCAAGGCCAAGUACAGCGCCACUCUGCUCGUUGUCAUCCUGAGCAUCUUCAACUUGUUGGUCAACAACUUCUGGACUCUUCACGAGCACCACCCCCACAAGGACUUUGCCAAGUACGACUUCUUCCAGAUCCUGUCCAUCGUCGGUGGACUCCUGCUCCUCGUCAACAGCGGCCCAGGCCAGUUCAGCAUUGACGAGAAGAAGAAGGUCUACUAAGCCCGCGACCAAGACAAGCGCGCUACGUCCAGUAAAGGAUGGGCAUCGAGGUGUCCGGCGUUGGCAGGGCAUUUUCUAUUUACAAUUUUGGGAAAGGAUAACGAUCCGAAGAAAAGUUACGCUCGAGCUGAAAUGGCAGCGGAACGAGUUAAGUUACAUAUGGUGGCUGGGGUAGCAGCAACGGGAUUGAUAUGAUCUGAUGGUAUUAAAAUCUGCUUUCGCAGCACAUUAACGGCAAUGAAUACAUGGAUGAUCUUA